Messenger RNA from Gaeumannomyces tritici R3-111a-1, 2426 nucleotides. Its product is annotated as eukaryotic peptide chain release factor subunit 1. NCBI's taxonomy places the organism in Eukaryota, Fungi, Ascomycota, Sordariomycetes, Magnaporthales, Magnaporthaceae. The transcript has 6 exons. Gene Ontology annotation, cellular component: translation release factor complex; cytosol. The record is from RefSeq and is a predicted model, not a curated record. Gene Ontology annotation, biological process: cytoplasmic translational termination. Gene Ontology annotation, molecular function: sequence-specific mRNA binding; translation release factor activity, codon specific. The coding region runs from base 563 to 1717 and encodes 384 amino acids.
UAGGGCGGUGAGCCAAGGUGGUUGAGAAUCAGGUGCUGAAGGCUGGAGCCGUGGGUAAGAAUGACUCGCCCCAACCAAUUAGCCUCGCCGAUUUCUGCUGCCACUGCGGGCUUUUUGCGGCUCAGAGUUGACGGCACGACCUGCAGCGAGCGACAGCGAGGCACAAAGCACAAACUUGCAGCCACUCCCAACUCCUCUCCCCCCUCCUUCAAAACCCCACCACAAAAAAUCCAGGCACACUCCAGCCGCCUGACUUUGUGCGCUGCCCGUUUUUCUUUGUUUAUUCUUUCUCAUUACUGUCACUGCCGGUUCUGCGACUUGCGAGGAGUUCGACGCUCCCUCAUUGCGUGCAUUUUGAGACCAGCAACGCACGCGCCCGGGACUAGUUCCAGCGGGAGAAGCCUGUCAAGAUGAGCGACCCUCAGGGAAACGAGGCGGAGAAGAACAUCGAGAUAUGGAAGGUGAAGAAGCUCAUCAAGCGCCUCGAGGCCGCCCGCGGUAACGGCACCAGCAUGAUCUCCCUGAUCAUCCCCCGAAGGACCAGGUGUCGCGCGCCGCCAAGAUGUUGGCUGAAGAAUACGGCACCGCAUCCAACAUCAAGUCCCGUGUCAACCGACAGUCGGUGCUGUCGGCCAUCACGUCGACGCAGCAGAGGCUGAAGCUCUACAACAAGGUUCCGCCCAACGGCCUGGUCGUGUACUGUGGUGAAAUCUUGACGUCGGAGGGCAAGGAGCGCAAGGUCAACAUCGACUUUGAGCCGUUCAAGCCCAUCAACACCUCGCUGUACCUCUGCGACAACAAGUUCCACACCGAGGCCCUCGCCGAGCUGCUCGAAUCGGACCAGAAGUUUGGCUUCAUCAUCAUGGACGGAAACGGUGCUCUCUUCGGCACUCUAAGCGGCAACACCCGCGACAUCGUCCAGAAGUUCUCGGUCGACCUCCCCAAGAAGCACGGCCGUGGUGGUCAGUCGGCCCUGCGUUUCGCGCGUCUGCGUGAGGAGAAGCGCCACAACUACGUGCGCAAGGUCGCCGAGCUGGCAGUACAGAACUUCAUCACUGCCGACAAGGUCAACGUGGCCGGCAUCAUCCUGGCCGGUUCUGCCGACUUCAAGAACGAUCUGAACGCGUCCGACAUGUUUGACAACCGCCUGGCCACCAAGGUCAUCAAGGUCGUCGACGUCUCUUACGGAGGCGAGAACGGCUUCAACCAAGCCAUCGAGCUGUCGGCCGAGACGCUUGGUAACGUCAAGUUCAUCCAGGAGAAGAAGCUGAUCGGCAAGUACUUUGAGGAGAUCAGCCAGGACACGGGCCGCGUGUGCUAUGGCAUGGAAGACACCCUCAAGGCGCUGGAGCUUGGCGCCGUCGAGAUCCUGAUCGUGUUUGAAAACCUCGAGAUGAACCGCUGGACUCUCAAGGACAGCAGCGGCACCGAGCACAUCAUCCACUCCACCAAGGCCCAGGAGACGGCCAGCAGGGACCAAUUCCUCGACAAAGAGACGGGCCAGGAGAUGGAGAUUGUAUCGCAGGAGUCCUUCCUCGAAUGGAUCGCUGAGCACUACAAGGACUUUGGCACGACGCUGGAGUUCGUCUCGGACCGUUCGACCGAGGGCAACCAGUUCGUCAAGGGCUUCGGCGGCAUCGGAGGCCUUCUGCGAUACAAGGUCAACUUUGAACAGUUGGCUGAAGUUGACGACGACGACGACUAUUACGAUGAUUGACAGACUGAAUCCCUCGUUGACAACGAGGGAUCCUCGACUCGAGUAGCCGAGCCCGAGCAGGCGGUCAUCGAGCAGCGGGCGGCCAAGUUGUCGCCCGCGGAGCGGCGAGUGAAGAAGGGUUUCCCGUUCAGCCCAAGCCUCAACGGGGGUCACCAGGUCGCGCGCCCGAGCCCGCUUCGCGCUAUGAUGACGGCUUCUUGAGUUUUCUUUCGAGAGGAGAAAGAAGAAUGAUUGUGAGAUGAGCGAGCACCUCCAAAGGCCUGCUGCAACCCACUCAGAAAACAAGAUCCAAAAGAAAACCAAGAGGCUUAACGUCAGUCAUGCGCAAGGCCUGAUCGGUGGUGGUUCGGUUCUCGGGGGGGAGCAAGGUGCGAGGAGGCAUCGUACGAACGGGGGGCUAGGAGCAUCAAGGGGGACUUCUUGGAGGGACUUUGUACCACGAGGCACUUGUCCAGGUAGUUAAAGGAACCUAGAGAGAGAGGGAGAGAGCGGAAGCGAGACGAGGCUGCGUCUUUGUAUGGGCGAGUCUAUCCUAGGGGUUCUUUUCUUGAAGGAAGGGUUUUAUGGUCUGGCCUUGACGGCAUUUUAUCGGCCAUUGUAGGCGACUCCCUGAAUACGCAGGGUCAAGAUACAAUGGACAUGGCUCCCUGACUGGGUCAGCUCUGGCAUUGGUGUCAAAUAUUGAUUGUGUAUUUUGUGUAUACACCCU